Molecule: messenger RNA, 187 nt
Organism: Mesorhabditis spiculigera
Lineage: Eukaryota; Metazoa; Nematoda; Chromadorea; Rhabditida; Rhabditidae
Source: the annotation of a GenBank genome assembly
AUGAAAAGAGUGGAAAAUUCAUCGGCUCUUGUCUCCCCAAAUGGCAUCAAGCUCUUCUACGAAAAUUUCAACUCCGGCGAGCCGAACAACGUUUUUGGCUCGGAUCUGUGCAUUGCGAUGUACACGGACUGGACCUACGGGUGGAUAGGAGAAAGCGCGAUCGGAAAAUGGAAUGACAUUCCGUGUG